Molecule: messenger RNA, 697 nt
Organism: Suncus etruscus (white-toothed pygmy shrew)
Lineage: Eukaryota; Metazoa; Chordata; Mammalia; Eulipotyphla; Soricidae
Gene: MDP1
Product: magnesium dependent phosphatase 1
Exons: 6
Coding region: 89-583 (164 amino acids)
Molecular function (GO): acid phosphatase activity
Source: RefSeq, a predicted model, not a curated record
ACUAAGGCCGGUGGGGAGGCCGCAUAGCCCAGCUCUAUGACCUGUGGCAAGCCCCGCCUCCUGCGCUCAGCCGGCCGGCUUUCUGGUGAUGGAGCGGCUUCCGAAGCUUGCAGUGUUUGAUUUGGAUUACACGCUCUGGCCCUUCUGGGUGGAUACCCAUGUUGACCCCCCUUUCAACAAGAGCAGUGAUGGAACUAUCCGAGAUAGGAGUGGACAGACCAUCCGGUUGUACCCUGAGGUUCCUGAGGUUCUAAAACGAUUGCAGGGCCUGGAAGUGCCUAUGGCAGCCGCUUCCCGGACAGGUGAGAUUCGAGGGGCUAACCAGCUAUUGGAGCUCUUUGAUCUUGUUAGGUACUUGGUUCAUCGUGAAAUCUACCCUGGCAGCAAGGUCACCCACUUUGAAAGGUUGCAACAGAAGACCAAUGUUCCUUUCUCCCAGAUGAUAUUCUUCGAUGAUGAGAAUCGGAAUAUUAUUGAUGUCAGCAAACUGGGUGUUACCUGCAUUCUAGUCGAGAAUGGAAUGAGUCUUCAAGUCCUCACUCGAGGAUUAGAGAGAUUUGCAAAGGCCCAAACUGGACCCUGAGCUCCAUUCUGGUGGAGGGAGCCUCAUUUGAGACAAAAACUGAGUAGACAUUAAGAAGGCAUUUUGAGAUAGAUGCAUUUGUAAAUUAUUAAAGUGUAUUUGUGUGACAAAAGA